CACGAGAUGUCUUGCAGCUGAUCUCAUGCAAUCGGAGCUAGAAUGUCCGGAAAAGCUGGCAAAACUGACGAAAACCUUAAAGACAAAAUAAAAAAUCUCUUCAGACGAAAGCAAGAUAGCGUUUCUCUCCAAAAAGGCCCUGCACGCGAUUUUGCUACUGUUUUUACUCCAGAUAUUCUGAAGGAUAUAGGACCUGAAAGUCCAAGUAAUAACAGAAUUAAAACUAUAAAGGAACUUGGAGAUGUUGUACUGAAGAAAAAACUAGAGGAGAAUGCAAUAGAGGCAGUAUGGUGCAGUAUACAAGACCUGUUUCUACCACAGACAGUGUCAGAGAAGAGACAUGUGGCAUUGCAGUUCCUGGUGUGUCUCUUGGAAGGCCAGUACAACAAUCUGGGCAUGUUGAGAAGUCAUUUUUUCCAUGUUAUAGAAAGUCUUACCCUACUUGAAAACAUAGAAGAAAGACUUGCUUUGUUUCGGAUACUGAGUGACCAUGGGAAAUGCCUGCUUGAGUUCGAGGAAGAAGCGGGUCAGUUCUUACUACACUGGAUGCCUGAUGUGAUAGUUACCAGGAAGAUAUGUGAUUUUCUCCCCUUAUUGAUAAGUGUUGUCAAGUUUAAUGCUGCCUAUCUUGAUGAGGAAAUCAUCUCGGGGAUUGUCAAACAAACAUGUGUGAUUUGUAAUCGACCGAAGUCAGAUGAUCAGGUAUUUGAUGAAGAAAUCAAGUUAAGUUUGGAUGUGCUUGCCUCAGUCAUCAGUUACAGCUAUUUGCCAUCAAAUACUUUACAAGAUGUGGUUGGUUCAUUGUGUCGGAUGGUUAACAUUCGUAAAUACUGCGAACCAAGUUGGGGAUUGAUGAGAAAAUUGUUAGGGACACAUCUCGGACACAGCACUAUAUACACCAUGUGCAGUAUGCUUCAAUCAGGAAAGCAGCCAAUAGACUAUACAUUACUACGUGGUGCAAUAUUUUACAUUGGUAUGGCAUUAUGGGGAUCUAGAAAAGUAGCAUUUCUGAAGCAUACGCCAUCUGCAGUUUUACCAUCAUUCCUUCAUGUAUUAUCAUCAGGGAAUGCAAUGAUAGCCUAUGAAGUCACUCUGUCUGUGCAGCGGUUAGUGAAGAAAUAUGGCAAGGAGCUGCCUAGUUCAACAUGGGAUAUCAUCUUAGACAUUCUAGAAACUGUGCUCAGACAGCUUGAAACAGCCCAGGAUUUGUCGGCUCACCCACAGACCCCAGUUGAACUACACGAUACAUUGUCUACAAUAGAGCAGCUACAGGAACACGGCCAGUUCUCUGGAUCUGUUGAUAGAUUCUUUAACAUUAUAGAAAUGUGUCCUGCAAAGAGACCAGAGAAUUCUGUUAUUUUAUUGAUAUCACAUCUUUCCCAAAAUAUUCAUCCUGUAAAAGAAAACUGGAUUAGCAACUUGUUUCAUCUCCUAGAUAGGUAUUUUAGAAUUGAAACUAGGACCAAGAUUCGUUUGAAAGCAUUAGAUGUUUUAUCCUUUGUUCUCAGUAUUAACAAGCAUUUAUAUGAGGAUGAUCUCAUACACCAUGUGGUAUUACCCCAUCUGUGUCAUAUAGAGACAGAUGAUAAUGUUAACAUCAGGAAAUUCUCUGUAGAAAUCCUCCUUGGUCUGGCUCAGGGAUGCUCACCAUCAAGUUUUCUUGAUGUCAUUGUAAUGGUAGAAAAGAUCCUGUGUUGUCCCCUGGUUGGGCGGCAUCUUUCCCCGUAUCUGACUGCGGACAGUCCAGAGAUCAUUGAUGAGUCACAUCUGAUAGAUGUGAAAUCAGCUGUAGUAUUAAUGAUAGAAUUGUUCAAGACAAAGCUGUACACCUAUCCACCUGGUGUAUGCAUCAAGCUUUACGAGAUAUUGCUCAAUCAUCUGAGCUUACAUUUUAAUGAACCCAAAAAUUACAGUGGUCAUAUAGCAGGUGCUGUGAGAAAAUCUAUAAUAGAGUGUUUACUGAACCUGCGAGCAGAUGUUAUACACAGAAUUGGAAUGUUUGAUAGAUCUUCAGAUGGUCCUCUUAGAUUUAGCCCUUAUGUAACUUGUGAAAGAUCUGAGAAGAGUCCACCUAGAAGCCCAGUAUCACCAUCCCCCAAUGUUGGUCAGUGGGUGACCCAGUCUUACCUGGAUUAUACUAGAGCAUUCUCCCUCUUCAUCCAGUGCUUAGAAAAUGAGAAAGAUUGGGAGGUGAUAAAAGUGGUGUUGGAAAAUUUACCAAUCUUGCUUCAAAACAAAACAAUCAUACUGUCAGCAAAGAAAAACCUUGUAGAUCUUUGCUGUAAACUCUGUGCUAUGGUAAAUGACCGACAACUUGGUUUCCCAGAGAAGUUAGUUGGAGCUCCAGCAAAGCUAACAAGAUCAGAUUUCCAUGCCUAUGUCUUCCCUGUACUGGCAGCCAUGGUAACCUACCAUAAUUACCUAGAUAGAAACAGACAGAGAGAAUUAAUCAAAUGUUUAGAGUUUGGUAUGGUAUCAAAGUGUGCGAAGCUGUGUGUGAAUGCGUUACGAUUGUGUACGUUAGAGAUGCAGGAGGUUAUGAUGAGAUUGUUGCCUUCUGUACUUCUACAGCUGUCCAAAAUCUCGGCAACCAUUUCCAUGGCAAUACCAGUACUUGCCUUCCUUUCUAGUAUUGUAAGACUUCCAAAGAUGUACGCAAACUUUGUAGAAGAUGAGUACAUGAGUGUGUUUGCCAUAGCAUUACCCUACACUAAUCCCUUCAAGUUCAGUCAUUACACAGUGUCAUUAGCCCAUCAUGUGAUAGCAAUCUGGUUUAUCAGAUGUAGGCUGCCGUUUAGGAAAACAUUUGUACAGUUUAUACAGAAGGGAUUGAAAGCGAAUGUAUUACAACAGUUUGAGGAGAACGCUAGGAUUGCCCUACAAAAUCAGAACCAGGAUUCCAGUGAUAGGGUCAGGUCUGGUAGUUACAGUGAGGCAGCUCUUAGAAGGGAUGUAACCAAGAUACUACAUGAAAAUCGGCGAAGAAUGCAGUCUGGAUCAGCUGUAUCUCGGAGUGAGGUGAAUGCUCCAGUUGAUGAAAAAUUGUCCCAGUUUCACAGAGAACUUACAGAGACAUGUACUGAUGUGAUGGCAAGAUACACCUUCGGGAACUUCUCACCUUUACCACACAGAUCUCAUAUGGCUGAGUUCCUGUUGGCUGGUGGACAGUGUCAGACCUGGUUGGUUGGUAACAAACUCAUUACCAUAACAACCAGUGGUAGUGGCAGCAAGAGUGGUAACACAGGUGUGUGUGAGAAAUGUUUGGCAGCAUACCAGGCGGGCGAACAGAAAGACCAGAAAGCUGGACGCCGUAGACACAGGUCAGCUGUCGUGUUUAGUCGAAGUUCAAGCACUGUGGAGCCUAAACAUCCAUUGAGUCAGGAUGAUUUUACCCUGCAGUCAAAAACUGCUUUUGAUGACAUAGAUCUAGACAUGGCUGGGCAGGAUGUUGGUGUGCAAACAGGGACGUCACUCAGUGAAAGGACUGGAUUGGAGAAUGAGCCUUUAGAAUCUCUUAUUUUAGGUAUGAAGGGAUCAGACCCUCUGCACUUACCUAUAAACAUUUGUAACUGUUGGUGCACUAACUGGGCAGAGAUCUAUAUCCGAGCGCCCAGUGGUAACCUCUCCUGGAUGAUGAGAAUCGAAAAUGAGGCAGGGCUUCAAAAUCUCUCAGAUUCUCAGGUACCAGAUAUCACAAUGUUGUUUGCAUCGAUGGGGAAGAAACGUAAGCCUGAUGUUACUAGACAUAGUCAUAGGAUAGAGAGCGGAAGUAUCGGAGAGGAGGAAUAUGAAACUCUGUAUAAACAGCAUUUUGAGCAUAAUCUCAAACAUGAAAAGCCUGAAUUAUCAAUUGGAAAGUCAGAAUUACCAGAUAUUACAGAAGUUGAUCCAGUGAAUAUAACCAACAGACCAGGGAGUUUAGGUUUUACAGUAUCUGGUGUAAAUGAGACUUCUGAUACACACCAGGUUUCAGACGCACUGCAGAUACCCUCUGCAGACAGUGCCAAGAACCAUGAUAUCUCACCAGGCUCUCUCCGAAGAUCAAAUUCUUCACCGUCUAUUAUGAGUGGAAGCUCGGAUACCCUAUCCCCAAGGGACAGUAUCUCUGAUGUAGUCCAGUUCGGACCUGUAGCAAAACUGGACAGACAAAAAAGUUUUCCAAAGUCAUCAGACUCUGACAAAAGUGAUGCUAGUGGUAAAUUAUCUUCCCAACCACCAGAAAGUGCCAAAAGUGAUAACAAAGAAGUGAAAGAGAAUGGAAGUAGUGGAAAGGUUGUGAAAUUUGAAUUCAGUGAUAAAACUGAUGGUGCAAGUGUUUCAAGAUCAAGUGCAUCUAAAACUGCUGAAGAAAGGGAUUUGAGACACAAAGUCCCUCAGACUGCAAAACUUGAACUUGAAAAGGAAAUAAGUGCAAGUGUGCCAAAAGAAUAUACCAGUAUGCUCACUAGACAAUUAAGUCCCUCACCGGCAAGCUCUGAAGCAUCUUCAACUUUUGAUGAAGUUGGAGAGUUGCCUUCCCACAUUAUGAGACAGAGGGGAUUUACAAUAUCAGUUACACAGCCCAGUAGCGGCCAUCCUGAUCCUGGUCCUCCGAGAUCUAAGAGUAGUGGUACUAGUGACACAUCAAGAGUGGGAGUUAGUCCCAGUUUUGUAUUCUUACAGCUUUAUCACAGCGGCCAAGUACAAGUCAAUGACGUACCAUUACUGUUACCUAACAAUGGUACUACAGAACGUGCCAUAAAGAUGUUAGACCACAUCUAUCCGUACGAGACACACAAGAUUGGGAUCAUAUAUGUCGGCCGUAAUCAGGCAAAAGAUGAAAAAGCCAUUUUGUCUAACCUAUACGGCAGUGAUCGAUACAUGAUGUUUAUCCAGUCCCUUGGUACUCUGUUUCGUUUGAAGGAUUGUAAUCCACAGCGUGUGUAUCUAGGUGGUCUCGAUACUAAGGGAAAUGAUGGAGAAUUCUCGUAUGGAUGGCAGGAUGAAUCAACACAGUUGAUAUUCCACAUAGCUACAUUGAUGCCAAACAGAGAGUCAGACCCUAACUGCAAUGCCAAGAAGCUACAUAUUGGCAAUGACUAUGUGACUGUUGUCUAUAAUGACAGUGGUGAAGAUUAUAAGAUCGGAGUUAUCAAGGGCCAGUUUAACUAUGUUAACAUUGUGAUAAAACCAUUGGACUAUGGGAGUAAUGCUGUUACACUGCAGGCUAAAGAAGUGCCGUUCCAGGAUCAGGUUACUGCAGAUAUUGCAGAUAUACUUGGCCAUACAGAUACGAAGGUGAUCUCUGAUACAAACCUCGCCGGUCUAGUCCGGCAGAUAGCUAUACAUUGUAAUUUGGCAUCUAUGGUCCUUCAAAGACAGGCAUCACAGCCGCAAGAUCCAUUUGCCAAUAACUGGUUAGAGAGGCUGCGUAAAAUACGUAGAAUGAAAACAAUUAUUGCAGACAAUUCUUCUGGCAGUACACAGAAUUCUACAAAAACAAUGGAGGACUUUACACAAUUUGUGUGAACUACAGAAAAUAUAUGUCCUUCCAAGAAGAAAAAUUUAUUUAUUGUAACCCUACAGUUCACAUUGCUUCAUUUUAAAGGGGAAUACAUCCAGAUGAAUAUCUAUUGUUGAAAUUUAAACAUAGAACAGUGUAUGAAAGAUACUGUAAUCAACAAAGUUGUAGUGGGUAUGCUUUUGAGUAACUGGUGAUUUGUAGGUAACUUUCUACUGUUUUACAUCGCAUUUUUAUUCUGUGACAAAUACAGCAGAUAGCUAACUACAUAUUUUGUGUGAUACACAAGUGCCUCAUUAUGUACACAUUGCCUAAAAUUCACUGAUUAAAUUCUUACUGUUUACUUUCAAUUUUGAACAAUGUGUUGUUUUCUCAAUUUUGAUUUUUUUUUCACAAAUCUGGCGGUGUUCCCCUUUAAAUGUUAUCUGUUCGUUGAAUGUGGUAUCUGAUUUUAAUAUCAGUGUGGCCAGAAAGCAUAAAAGCAAUUUACAGAUUGUGUUAAAAGGAAAUUAGUGAAUAAAAUUGUUCAACUUUGUGAUAUUUGUGAGUAGAAGUCUACUAAAACUGGAUAUUCUAGGUAAUAUGAAAAAGAUUUAUCUCUUUUACUGAUUGAGAAUGUGUAAAUCUAUAGGAGACAGAAUGUUAAGUAUAUUGAACUGAAAAAGGAAUAGCUGUUACUUGGAAAUGUUGGUGUUUUCUUUUAUAAAGGGAAAAGUAGUCUUUUAGCAAACUUAAUCAAAACCUGGAAAUUAUGUAACAUGCACUAACUGUAUGUAGUUCUGCAAAGCAGAUAUAUUAGUGACCACCUUUAGAAAUGUUAGUAGAAGUAGUACUCCUGGAGUGUUUUAAUUUCUGUGUUGUUUUGUUAAUGAGUGCUACAGUCAGUACAUCAGUGUUAUUGUGUUGUGAAAAUGUUUGUUUUAUAUAUAUAUUUAAUUUUUGCUCAUGUGUGAACUCCAAUUCUUAGCUAAUCACUUUUGAUCAUUGAAAGAACAAGUUUUACUAAAACCAGUGUCUACAACAAUUCCUCAUUUGUUUCCAUUGUUAAAUAUAUAGGAAAAUUGAUGUAACUUUCAGUUGUGUCGUUUAAUCACAAAGAUCUCAUUUCUGUUUCACCUCCAGUAUAGCUUGAUCACUGUCUCGUGACACUUUGUUAUGCAAAUUCAUUAAAAUAGAAAAUUUCUAUAAAAACUCUUUUUUGAUGCAUGUUCAUUCAUCUAUAUCUUUAAAAAUAGCUACGUUUAUGUAUUUUUUAUGAGAAAACCUUUUUUAGUAAUUGAAUCCAAUAUUUGGUAUUGAUGUAAGAUCUUUGAAGUAUUUGUUUUUGAUUUUUUUAUAAGAUUAAAAAGUAAUAACGGGUAGUCUUUACAUAACUGUUGUAAAGUGUAAUGAAUAACUUUGUAAGAUAUCUACAAUGGGCCAGAUUGUUAACAAAGUUUUGAAACAAAAUGGUUAGUACAAAAGCAGAAGCCGUAGGAUGGAUGUGUAUGCAUGCAGAUGGCAUCAAUCUCUGGGUUAGGAGUGACCUAUUGCAAUGAAACUUAGUAAAUAGGAAGCUUGCAUAGAGACAAAGUUUGGGAUUGAAUAUGAGGUCACUAGGACCAAGGUCAAGAUUACUGUUUACUGAAAUUAGAACAAAAUGUAGUUUCCCUAUAAUACCUUUAGUUUGGAUUUAUGUAUUGAAAUUUAACUUUGUCUAAAGGUAGGUUAUAGAAAAACCUAGAUUGGGAUUAUAUAUGGGUCAGUUGGAUCAAGUUCUAGGUCAGCAUAACUUAAUUAAUCUUCAUACUUAGAAAAGUUCACUGUGGUGCAGUGGGCUAAAGCAUUAGUCGUUUGUACCUUUUGUAAUGUUGAAGGGACAGGUUGCAGUUCCAAUUAUGCUACUUAUCAGUCAUGGCAACAUCAUGCCACCACUGUGUUUUGUAAAAAACAGUAAAAAUUCUUGCAUGUAAAGUCUUUAACACACAAUUCUCAGAUUAUUUUUCAUGCCAAAAAUUUUAGAUCACCAUUUUCUUCUUCCUAAAAGAGUAUAUUUAACAAAAGUGUACAUAAUAUGUAUUUGUAUAUAUUUUUAUGAGAAUAUCUCGGAUAUUCUAUAUAAAAUAUUAGUCAAAAUAUAUGUGGUUAUUCUUAUAUUUAUAUGAAAAAUCAAUUGAUUUUUAGUUUAUGUUUUUAUUUUUGUUUAAAAUUAUUCCAUUAUAUUACAUUGAAAUGACAAUCCUGCAUUUAGUAAUAAUAGCUUUUCUUGUUAUACACAGUGGGCAUUUCUUCCCAUUCUCAUAAAAGCAAUUUUGCCUUUAGAUUAGUUUCAUUUAACACCAGGUCACAUUUUCAAGUAGCAUACAAAAAAAAACAACUGUAAUUGCUUGUAAGCAGAAAAGGAACCAGAUAUAGGUAUCAGUUUUUAUUUGCAGUUUAAACAUGGUUCAGUUAUGUGUGAGAGACGCCAGACUCUUAUUUACAUGACACAUUUAAUGAUUUUGUUGAAGCAAGACUCAUAAAAUUCCAAUUGAUACCAAACAAUGAGUAAAUGAGAGCUGAAUAUUAGAUACAAGAAGUGUCAGUACAAAAGGUCAGAGACUUUUCAGCAUGUUCAGGAUGGUAAAUUGAGACUUUUAAAUUGAAAACAUCUUGGAAAGCCAUAAUUAUAUUGAAAUAAAAAAAAGUUUCAAGCUUCAAGAAAUAAAUUUCAGGAAUCUUAUUUUGAUGCAAAUCCUAUUGAUGAGAAUGUUUUGUUCUGUUCAUUAUUUUUACAUGGAAACACCUUUAAAUUCCACAUUAACAUUCUUCUGUUAUUACGAAUGGCUGACCAGCCCCAUCACACUGCUUAAGCCUGUAAUUGAUUCUGUAAUUGGCAUUUAGACUAUAAAUAUUAAUGCUUUUUCACUUCCUUUUUUCAUGCAUAUAUGUAAAUAGCUUAUUUGAAUUGUGCUCAUUUAUAACUGAAAAAAAAAUGGCAUGUUUUAAAGAAGAAAAGGGUACUUAUAUUUUCUUCACUAUUAUUACUACUAUAUAAAGCUAGUCAAAGAAUUACUCCUCCGGGUAUUGUUUUAAAAAGAGGACAGUAUCUUCAAUAGAAUUUUAUUAAAAUAGCAUUAGACAUUUCAUAAAUAUAUCUGGGGGAACAGAAACAGCAAAUAUUUUAUUAAAACUGUCAGUUUUGUUUAUAUUUUCAGGGAAUAUAAAUUUUCAUUAUUAUAGAACGUAUUCUGACAUUGAUAAAAACUAAAUGAUUUUGUGUUGCUCAUCUUACGUUUUGGAAUGUUUCUGUUACUUAUAUAUUGUUCAGCUGAAUAUUUUUGUUACUGGUAAGUGCUAGAUGUCAUUGUUACAUGCAUAGAUAAUGUCAAGUGUUUCAGAUUGUGGUAAUAAAACAUGUAAUAUUUGAAAUUAAGCACUCAGUGAAAACCUUGAAUUUGCUGAUUUGUUAAAGCUUCUCGCCCACAGUAUAUAUGACUCUGAAAAAUGAUAAAGUGGGUGAAAUAAGGGAUAGUGGUAAAAACACAAGAAGAAUGUAAAUUUUCUGCAUUAUUUCAAAAGCAUUGCAUCGAUUUACCACCUUCUUUACAAUAUUUUUAGCUCACCUGAGCCAAAGGCUCAAAGUGAGCUAUUGUGAUCGCUCACCGUCUGGCGUCCGUCCACACUUUCCUUUAAACAACAUCUCCUCCUUAAAGACUAAAGACCAAGCCAAUUUUUAUGAAACUUCACAGGGAUGAUCCUUGGAUGGUCUUUAAAUAUUGUUCUAAGACUUGAGUUCUGUGCAGAACUCUGGUUGUCAUGGCAAAUGAAAGAAAAAACUUCAAAAAUUUUCUUGUCCAAAACCACAAGGCCUAGGGCUUUGAUAUUUGGUAUGUAGCAUCAUCUAAUGGGCCUCUACCAAGAUUGUUCAAAUUAUCCCGCUAGGGUAAAAUAUGGCCCCGCCCCGGGGGUCACAUGGUUUAUAUAGACUUGUAUAGGGAAAAACUUUGAAAAUCUUCUUGUCCAAAACCAUAAGGCCUAGGGCUUUGAUAUUUAGUAUGUAGCAUCAUCUAGUGGGUCUCUACAAAGACUGUUCAAAAUAUCCCCCUAGGAUAUAAUAUGGCCUCGCCCUGGGGGUCACAUUGUUUCAAUGGACUUAUAUAGGGAAAAACUCUUCUUGUCAAAAACAAAAGGGCCUAGGGCUUUGAUAUUUGGUAUGUAGCAUCAUAUGGUAGGCCUCUACCAAGAUUGUUCAAAUGAUCCCCCUAGGAUGAAAUAUGGCCCUACCCAGGAGAGUCACAUGGUUAAUAUAGACUUGUAUAGGAAAAAAACUUCUAAAAUCUUCCUGUCUGAAACCACAAGACCUAGGCUUUUGAUAUUUGGUGUGUAGCAUUGCCUUGUGGUCCUCUACCACGAUUGUUCAAAUUAUUUCCCUGGGGUGAAAAAAGGCCCUGCCAGGGGGUUCCCUAGUUUUACAUAGACAUAAAUCUUCUUGCCUGAAACUGCAAAGCCUAUGCUUUUGAUAUUUGGUAUGUUGCAUUGCCUAGUGGUCUACUACAAAAAUUGUUCAAAUUAUAUCUCUGUGGUGAAAGAGGCCCUGCCCUGGGGUAUUUGGUAUGUUGCAUUGCCUAGUGGUCUACUACCAAAAUUGUUCAAAUUAUACCCCUGUGGUGAAAGCGGCCCUGCCCUGGGGGUCCCAAGUUCUGUAAAAAUUUUGAAAAUCUUCUUGUCUGAAAGUUAAAGGCCUAUGCCUUUGAUAUUUUGUAUGUAUCAUUGCCUAGUUGAUCUCUAACAAGAUUGUUCAAAUUAUGCCCCUGGGGUGAAAAGAGGCCCCGCUCCAGGGGUCAUUUGAUAUACGAGUUAUCAGAUCAUAUUUCCUAGCCUGUUGAAUUAUAUUUACCUGACCCCCAAGUGAUAAGGGUCGCCCACUGUGACCUUGACCUACUGACCUACUUUCUUGUUUUUUAAGAUACAGCCUUGAAAUUUGGAUGACAUUUACAGUUUUGCAUACCGAUCUUAAAACUGACUUUCAGUGACCAUGAAUAUGACCUAUUGACCUACUUUCUUGUUUUUGAAGCUUUAGCAAAGAAAUUUGUUCAAGCAAGCAACUUAACUCAGGUGAGCGAUAUAGGGCCAUCAUGGCCCUUUUGUUGGUUAUUUAUAAGAAUAUCUUGCAAAAAUCUAAUGUCAGUAAGUUUGUACCACUAGUCACUUUUAUGGAUUUUUAAGAGAAAUUAUUUUUUGCCAAAAAUAUGUGGGUUAGUCCCUUUAACCUCUACUGUUACCUUUUCUUGUGAAGAAAUAUUUCUUCAAAAGUAUUUCCCAGCAUUAUUUGCACUGCAUUUCACUUUGAUAUAUAUAUCUUAAAGUUUUGUUUGUUAAGGUUUUUGUUAUUUGAAUAUUUUGAACAGUAAUAAGCAUUGUAGUGUGAUUGUCAGUAAAGUAUGAUGGCCAUGUUUUGGAUUUUCCUGCUAUAUGUGUGCUAUUUAAGUGUUGCCCAGAUGUGGAACUGGACCAUUUACUUGACCAUAUUUUUGCUUAUUGAUGUAUGAAUUCUGUAUAUUUAUAAAACAGAGUGCCAGUUGUAGAGAAGUUAUGUACAAUUUCUGCAAAUUUUGCACAAAGUUUGUUGUUUUUUCCGUGAUGUGCAAAUAAAACUCUUUAUUGGUACUUAACAAUUUUAUAGUGAUAGCUUGACCACAGUAUUGCUAGAUUUUUAUGUUUUAAAUAUGUGUAGAAGAGUAUACAUGACAUGCAGUUAAAAUUAAAAAAAAAGCAAACACAAACACAAGUGCUAUAUAGAUAGAGAGGUGUUGUGUUUGUAGAAAUAAAUAGUAGUUACCAUAUUUAUUAAUUGAGAAUUAUUGGAUUAUUUUUCCAUUUUUAGCUGAAAUGUUUGAAGAAUAGGGAGGGCUAUUGCAGUUUCCCCCGUAUUUGUUUUUGGUUAAAGUUUUUUGUAUGAAUUCCAAUAUCUUCUUCAUUACUUUAGAUAUUCAGUUAAAACUUGUUCAUUAGUGUGACAAGUUGAUUAAAUCUACCUGCAUUUCCAAAAUUAUACCCCCUUUUAACUUAGACAUUUUGGGUAAAGUCCAAUAUCUUCUCCAUUAUUUAAGAUAUUCAAUUGAAAUUUGCUGUAGACAGUGUGCAUUAGUGUGACAAGAUGCUUAAUUCUGUCUGCAGUAUUUUAGAGUUAUGCCCCUUUAAAAUUUCCAGCUAUAUGCGUUAAUCUUUUAGUUGAGGUUGUGCAAAUUUUAACCAUUGCAGAUUCUAUGAUAAUACUUCUCUCUCAUCUUUCAGGUAAUAAUUUAAGGUUACAGCAUUAAGUUCCAUAACUCUUGCAUGAAUUUUAACAAUAUUGUCCGAUAAUCCCCAUGGACUUAGAAAAUAUAAGUCUAAGUUUUGUAUACAAGUAACUUUUUCCAAAGUGAAUGCAGAUAUUGAAGUGAAACUUUAUACAAGCUACUGAGGUGGAUAAAACAUGGUGAAAGGUGCAUUCACCAUAACUCUCAAUUGUAUUUUGGCAAAUUAUGCCUCAUUUUUGGACUUGGGAAAUGCAGGGCAAAGUUGUUCAUAGAAAUUACUACCUCCAAAACUAAUUAAAAUACUUGGCAAUGAUGACAUGUAAGUGGACUGUUACUCUAUAAGAUGGUCAAAAUAAUCAUAAGUGUUCUAUAAUGAAGAAACAAAAACAGGUAGAGUUAUGUGUCAGCUGUAGUUCACAAAACCAUUUUUUCCCAUCGACUUGCACAUACUUUCAUUAAAUACUAUUACAAUUGCUAUAUAUUUGAUCAGCAUUUAUAAAAUGGUAUUUAUUUUGCUACUGUAUUUGAGGUUCAGUAUUUUUCAUGAAAUGGGUACAUGUUUGUAAAUCUGUAAAGAAGAAUCGGAUUUUCUAACAUUCCAUUUGAUGAAAAAGUUUACAAGUUUAUAACACUUAAAUGCUAAGGUAUAAGUAAGUAACGACUUUAUUUAACAAGGCUACACAUUGGGUGUCCCCAUCUACUAUGUGGGCCCCAUGUGGGUUUAUAUAUUUCAAGUUUAUACUGUAGCAUUGUGUUGUAGGUAUUAACGAUUUGCAAUUUACAGAAAUAGAUAUCUCAGAUUUGAACAUGUUAUAAUUUGGAAAUGCUUAAAGUCUAUGGAAAAAGCGUGGACUUAAAUUGGCAUGUAAUUUUAAUUAGGCCUUACUCUAUACAUUGCUUUUAUAGAGGAAAAAGGACAUCAAUGGUAAUCAUGUUAGUUAUGUUCUUCCUUAUGUAACCAUUUUAUUGAGUUGUAUGUGUAUAAUGGUAAACUCUGUUCCAUGAUUUCAUGGUGGAUACCAUGAACCCUGCUUUUAAAGCAUUUUUGUGAUAAUGCAUAUAAGAAGAAAAUAAAUCAUCGAAAUGGUA
Molecule: messenger RNA, 12849 nt
Organism: Mercenaria mercenaria
Lineage: Eukaryota; Metazoa; Mollusca; Bivalvia; Venerida; Veneridae
Product: tuberin-like
Exons: 40
Coding region: 43-5508 (1821 amino acids)
Biological process (GO): negative regulation of phosphatidylinositol 3-kinase/protein kinase B signal transduction; regulation of small GTPase mediated signal transduction; negative regulation of insulin receptor signaling pathway
Cellular component (GO): cytoplasm; TSC1-TSC2 complex; nucleus
Molecular function (GO): GTPase activator activity
Source: RefSeq, a predicted model, not a curated record